Messenger RNA from Serendipita indica DSM 11827, 6003 nucleotides. NCBI's taxonomy places the organism in Eukaryota, Fungi, Basidiomycota, Agaricomycetes, Sebacinales, Serendipitaceae. The record is from the annotation of a GenBank genome assembly.
AUGUCCGAGCGCGGGGACGGUGCGGAUGGGCAUCGACGACAGCCAGGACAGCCAGCAUACUAUCCCAAACAGAGUCCACCAGCGAGCGCGAUCCCUUUUCCAGACGGGAGCAGCCCCAGCUCGUCUCCUAUAGGCCGCAGCCAGGCCACACCCACAGGUCUCUCCUCGUUUUUUGCAAAAGGAGCCCGAUUUUUUGGCAAAGGAAACCAAAAUGCAAAGCCCCCCGGCAGCCCACAGCAGCCACUCGACCCAGCGACGUCGGACAGUCCACCGCGUCAGAGUAUGUCACGGCCGCGUCAGAGAAACAUCUCAGGUCCAACGAAUAUGAGACUCACAAAGACGUCGACGUCGAGCAAUCCAUACGCGCAGGGCGGCCAUCAAGCGGCACGAUCCGUCGCAGAUCUUGGAGCGGGCCGCAGGAGCAACAGCGAGGCACCUCCAUUGCCAGAACGACAGGGUAUUGAUGAACUUCGCAAGACAUCGCACAAACCCUGGGCGCACUCGGCAGAUGACUUGAGCGCGAUGCUCAAUAGCACCGAGGCCUCGGACGCGUACGCUCCAACACCUACGGACAGAAGUCGAAGGCCGGAAGCACCCAUCGAGAGGGCGCGCAAACCCUCGAAUGGCCUCCGUAUCGAGGCGUAUCGCAACAAUAUGCUCACUCCUUCGAAUCCUGGCACUCCUACCCUCCCAUUGGACGUCCCCUCGCCAUUAACCAGCAGAAGUGGUGCCCACUCUGCUAGCUCGUCGCCUAUGAAUCCGACAUUUCCGACCUCUGCCCAAGAACGCACCAAUUUUGCUUUCCCACCAUCCGGCUCUUCGCCUGUCAUCGGGUCGUCUUCCAUGGCAUCUACCACGAUUCACAAUCGGUCAAAUUCAUACAAUGCACUCUCUGCAGUCAACAACGCGCCUCAACAGCAAGAAAGCAGGCACAAACCCAACGCGAGUGGGAACAUUCCGACCUUUGCCUUUUCGUUUGGCGGCGGAAAGGCACCCCCGACAAGUCAGGCAAAGGCUGAGCAGGAGAACCGCAGAGCCUCUCAGAUGAUUCAUCACUCUGGGUUCCUGAACCGAAACGUCGGCACGGGUCUUCGCAACCUUUCCAAAAACUGGAAAGCGUACAAGGCCGAAAUCAGAGGACCGAAGCUCUACUUUUACAAGCCGACUGGUGAGAAAGCAAAUGCUAUCAAGGACCUCUUCCCUAUCCAGUUCGGACAAGAGGGUCCCGAAGAGCUUGAACCUCCCAGUCCUGGAGUUCACGACCUCUCGGAUACUUCCAGUACCAGGGGUGAAGGGCGGAAAAGGCGUCUAUUUUGGGGGCCUGGCCGUCAUCCCGACAUCCUGUUGGAUCAUUCUGGGAUCGUCGUCGGUGGUUCCUUUGAAGCGCUCCUUUACGAGGUUGUCUUUGCGGCAACAUUCCCUAAUGACCUCGACUGGGAGUGGAAACAAUUCUCUCGACGCACGCUUCUUUCUAUGCCCACCACUAUGGGUCAAGAUCAGUUCGAGGUGGACUUCCAGGCCGCUCUCGACCGUUACCUGCGCUACGCCGAAGACGAUGUGCGACAGCACAGACAAGCGAGGGUCGAAUGGAUACUGACUCUUUACGCUGAAUAUUAUCACCCUCACGGAUUCCCUCCCAACCUUCAAACCUUUGUCCACUCCUUUUCUCUCACGAUCACGCCUCGUCAGGCCCAACCCCCGAGUUUCAAGUUGCCGCUACCAACGUCACCGAUAAGAGCGCCCAAGUCGCCAACUGAAAAGCCCGCGCUUAAGCCAAGUACAUCCUACUCGAGUGACGCCGGAGAUAAUGCGCACCCGGGUCUGUUGGCAGACCUUCGUUACAAGGGCACGAUGAGUCGAGAACGACUUCUGUCUAUUGACGUUGUCACCCUCGCACAGAGUCUCGAACUCUUGGUCAUGAAGGAUGCCAUCAUGUCGCGAGGACUCGUUACUGCGCAUCCCAUUCUAAGCUGCAUUCAGAAUCAAAGUCCUCCUUGGCCAGCUUUUUCCGAAAGCAGAGCCCGACCGCAUUGGCUUACGCACUUUAUCGUCACUCAGAUUGUCGCGCGAUCAGACGGAUCAGUGUCGUAUUCUUCGACACAUACACGGGCCAGUGCCCUCGGCAAGUGGAUUUGCGUGGCGGAUCACGCAAGGCUCACCGGAAACGAAUGCGUUUGGCUCGCCAUUAUUACUGCUCUUGUCUCGAAGCCCAUUGCACGUCUCGACAAGGCGUGGCGUCGGGUGGAGCCUCGUGAGCGACAGAUACUCGAGGCAUGGGUCCCUUGGCUUACUGAACCAUCUCGAAGAUUUCAGAAGAAUGUCCAGCAACUCCAGAAUCAACGCCCCUGUGAGAUUGCGACAUUCAAGAACAUUCUGGACACGAUUGAGACCGUCCAAGACUAUUUUGACAAGGUUUCUGUGGACGAUUUUGAAGUCUCCAGUCCAGACGUACUUGAUCUGUUCCAUUUGUGGGAGUUUAUUUCAGCUCGAGACAUCCUCUCCAUCAAGCCAAUCGAUGAGUACAUCGCAGAAUCCUUGCAGGCUGAGCCAGUGCAGUUUGGUCGAUUGGCACAAUAUUUCCACCAACCAAGAAGCGCAAGCUACCAUCUACAUGCCCUCGUUCCUUUUGCCUUCCCGGAAGCGCUCCCCUCCCUCGCCUUUUUAGAUCGAUCUGAGCUCGUUCGAAGUCGCAAAGACAGUUUUGAUAAACAAGGCAAUCCGACGCCACACGACUUCCAGAUCGAACACUUGGAAAGGCUCAAAUUCUUCCCCUCGGAGCAAAUGAAGUCUCACUGGAGUAGUCGUGAAGGGCUUGAACUGGACAAUACGACCUUCCGCCUCUUUGCGGGAGAGCUGAUUGUCAGAGUCGUAAAGGAAAAGCAGUCGACUUCGCGUCCUACAAGCCUCUUGGACAGUGGAGCCGUCUCUCUGUCUCGAAGGCCGAGUCGUGCGCCUUCCAUUCGCGUAAAGCCACAGGCAGCGUCGACUUUGGAACGCAAGUCGAGCAAUGCGAGGCGGCAGUCGAUGCCUCUGCUCAACAAUGGGCGGCCCAAGGCUGCUCAGGCGGAAGGCGUCGCACAGUCUCCGGCAGACCCACAAGUUCCAGUAGUGAUUGUUGGGGGUACGAUCGAGAAGCUAGUCGAUGUUCUCGUCAGAGGACUGGAUUAUGUUCUCGCGGCUACAUCAGACGACAAUGGGGAGAUGGCGCUGACGGAUCGCAGAGCGAGAGGACUCAAGCUGGAUCGUGAUGACUAUUCACGGACAUGGUGGAGCACGUAUAGAAGUUUUAUGACACCAGAGACUUUCAUUGCGAUGCUGCGCAGGAUGUAUCGCACGACCAUUACACCAGCAACAGUUACACUGAGCUCACAAGAGCUCGUUGCCGACGCUAAUCUUCGGAUGGCCAUCCUUACUGUCGUCAAUGAGUGGCUCAUGGACGGUGGAGGCGUCGUGGAUGUUCUUGACCAGCCUGACCUCUAUUAUGAAGUCGAUUCUUGGCUGACUAACGAGAGGGAACAGGCUACGCCUGCGGCUGCACUUACCAAUGAACAAGAUCGAGUGACAUGGAAGGAAGUCGAAGAUGCGCGGAAGACGCUUUAUACCAUUUUCAGAAGACAGACCAAGCGUCCGCCUCUACGACAUCUGUCGGCCUAUGAAAGCGGCGCGUACGAGACUUCUGACCGUGCUUAUGGUCCCAAGCUCCCGGAUCCCGACGCACUGUCACCGCAGCAACUCAUCGAACAGCUCGAUGCGAUUGGAUCCGUCGGUAUUAGAAUGCUGCAAGCAGAGGCAAGUCCAUUGGAUCUUGUGUCGUGUAUGGAGAUUCUCGAGAUUCAGUCCAAAGAUAAAACGGGCUGGAUACUGCUCACUGACCUUCCGACGCUCUCGCAAGACGAAAUGAUUAUUCAGAAUAUCUAUAACCAUCUCACCCUUGUUGAACCAUCGCCAUUAUUAUCAGAUUUCCCACCAACCCCGCGUCUCAUCAAUUUGGCGCAACCAUCGAUUCGUUCCAUGCUUCACUGUUUUGAUCAAGCUCGUAAAUGGGCCACCGCCGUUUUAGCCCAGCCAGCCAUUCCUAUAGAAAUGCGCCAACGGAGAAUGGAGAAGUUUUUGCAGGCUCUCGAUCUCUGCAGGGCGCUCUCCUCGAAGACAGAUGGUGUAGAGGACGGGGCUCCGGUGAUUCGCUCCUUUGUGGAGACUGUCCUCACGGCUGCGAUACUCAGUCCGGAGAGCAGAAUGUAUCACCGUGCCUGGUACCACACCGCUGCACAACGCCAAGUGGCCCUUGGUAAUCAAGUGAUCAACGUAGACUCCCUGGAAGCACUCGUCCGACCGGUCAGCCGGGACCAACUCCCCUUCCAACCAGGUUUCAAGCUAGCUGUCGACUUUGGCUGGAUGGUGGAACGACUGCUCGAACUCAUCAGCAUGCCAGACUCGUUGGUGAAUACUACGGACGCGUUGGGCCCUGUCAUUAACUUCGAGAAGCGAAGGCAACUGCAUACCUUCAUCCUCAACAUGCCUACACUUGCCAUGACGAGGCCUUCCAAGCUCCGAAGUCAGCUGAAUUCGAUGGACAUGAGCCGCCUGUCACGAAUGCACGAAUGGGCUGUCGAAAUCCUAUUCGAGAGCAACGGAAACGUAGGAAUAUCUCAGAAGAUUAAAGAUGAAGCUUCUCGAGAGAACGCGUGGGCCCCUUCUGGAGCGACAAGUCGAAAGUAUCCUCGACCUUUUUCCAAAGUCGUCUUGCUGCAGCAAGAGAAGAACAAGCGAGAUCGACAUAUCCGCGAACGGUUGCUCCGAGAAAAGCGAAUGGAGCAGCAUAAAAAGGAGAAGCAAGGUGUCCCGUACGAUAAGGCGAUGGAGGUGGCAAAGAAGACGAAGCAGGGCAAGCGCACAAGUCUCAAUCCAUUUAUGCGCGUCGUUCGUCCGCUAUCAACAGCAUUUCCUUUUGGUGGUGGACCGAUCACCGAAUCAAUGGAUGCCAAAAAAUGGACAUUGGAGGAGCUAAGCGCUAUGCCGACCACAAAACCCGCAUUUACAAUCGACCUCGCGGGAGCCCGAGUUGAGGAGAGCACUAAAAGUCCUCGUCCAUUCGUCUUCUAUAUGGAUACAGAGGAUGGUGCGAGAUAUUGGUUCCAGGCCACGACAAAAAAGGAGAUGCAAAACUGGAUGGCGCAGUUAUCCAAGACUGGGAAGAAUACAGCCGCGAAACGCCGAACGUAUGUCGGACCGCACCUCAAUACGACACUUCCCGACCUUUAUCGGACACCAAAUCUUGGAAGGCAUCCCACAGCUGUGUUUGCGGUUCCUCUGGAAUUCUUGAUUGAGAGGGAAUAUGGCUCUAUUCAACCCAACUUUGUGCCCAGUUUCCUCCAUCAGUGUCUUACCGAGAUUGAGAACCGAGGCUUUGUGGAAGACGGGAUCUAUCGCAUUCCUGGCUCCAAGGCACGGAUUGAUCGUCUCAAGGCUCAAGUCAACACUGGUGUCUCUCUUAAUCUCUAUGAGGAGGACAUUCAUAACGUCUGCUCCUUGGUCAAACUGUGGAUUAGGGAAAUCCCUGAUGGCUUAGUUCCUGGCGAAUGUUUCUGGAUGGUCAUUGAUGCAAUUCAAUCUCCAGAACGCUCGGAAACGGCCAGACUGAUGAGACAAGCUGUGCUCAAACUGCCUCUCGCCCAUUUCAAUGUUCUCAAACGCCUGAUUAGUCAUCUCUGUGAAGGAUGCGAACACGAGGACCAAACAAGAAUGGCGGAAAAGCAAUUUUCCCUCGUGUUUGCCCAGACGGUGCUAACACCACCGGAAAAGGAUGGUGUUAAGGGAAUGAACGCCGGCUUUCAGUGUGGAAACCGGAUCAUCGAGUUUAUGCUCCACAACUAUCACGUUAUCUUUGAGGGCAGCAAUGAAGUUGAAGAGGAUGAAGAAGAGGACGACGAUCACAUGCCUGGCCGUGAACGCGUUUUGGGGGGAGUCGAGGAGGAGGAUGAGGAAGAAGAAGAGAGUAGCUGA